CAUUCAAAAACAAUCUGCUGCAACCAUGGGAUGGUUCCAUAUGUUACAACUUUUCGGUCUGAUGACUGGUUCUGUCCUUGGAAUGCAGUUUUCCCAUAACAGCAUCGACAGAGACGAAGAUGACACCCCAUCGUCGUAUUCUUCUUCAAGGAUUCGUGAUCGCGAGGGAUACAUACACGGAAAGUUUCCAUUUCUAAUGCCAAAUGUCAGACCCAAUACGCCAGAGCUCUAUUUAUGUACACCAAUUAAAGUUGACUACACCACAAGCUAUUAUAUCGUUGGCUACGAACCAAAUGCCACAAUGAAUACCGCCCAUCACAUGCUUUUAUAUGGUUGUGAAGAGCCUGGUUCAACAAAGCCUGUGUGGAAUUGUGGAGAAAUGGCACAAAAGAGUUCUGCAGAGGAUGAAACUUCCAGUCCAUGUGGGGUAACAGCACAUUCUCAGAUUUUGUAUGCAUGGGCAAGAGAUGCCCCCAAAUUGAAUCUUCCCAAUGGAGUCGGCUUCAAAGUCGGAAAUGAUUCUCCCAUCAAGUACAUGGUGUUGCAGGUGCAUUAUGCACAUAUCGAUAAAUUUAGUGAUGGCAGCACCGAUGAUUCUGGGGUUUUCAUCAAAUACACAACCGAACCAAUGAAUAAACUUGCUGGUGUCCUGCUCCUUGGAACGUCUGGAAUAAUUAAACCAAGAUCCAUUGAGCAUAUGGAAACAGCCUGCGAAAUGAACGAGCAUAAAAUAAUACAUCCAAUAGCUUAUAGGACUCACACGCAUAGCUUGGGAAAAGUCGUCUCUGGUUAUCGAGUUCGUGCUGACGAUCGAGGUUCCCAUCAAUGGACUUUAUUGGGCAAACGGGAUCCCUUAACUCCACAAAUGUUCUAUCCCAUCAUGAACUCAGAACCAAUUAUCUAUGGUGAUCAAUUGGCAGCUCGUUGUACCAUGGAAAGUAAUCGAGAUCGAUACACACAAAUUGGAGCAACAAAUGAAGAUGAGAUGUGCAACUUCUAUUUGAUGUACUACGUUGAAAAUGGUGACCCGCUCAACAUGAAAUACUGCUUCAGUUCUGGACCACCGCAAUACUAUUGGAAGAACGCUGAUGUUGGCCUUACCAAUAUUCCAGACUAUGAAGCUAGUCAUUUGUAAAUAACUUACCGCAACUGCAGUAAAUCUCACCCAUUGACCACAAUUUUAGUAGAUUAUAAAUCAAAAUUAAAAAGAAAACAAAAAUUAAAUUGUUCAUUAAAUAAAGUAUCUACCUUGAGCAAAUAGGGAUUAAUAUAUUUAAGGAAUUUAAAAAAAAAAUUAAAAAUAUAAUUUCCUGUGAGAAAAUUAUACAAACAAAAAAUUACCAAAAAGGAAAUCCAACGACCGUCUUUUAUGAACUGAAUGUUAUGAAUGUGUUUUAGUCUAUAAAUUAUUUAUGUUUUAUUCAAACACAAUUUGUGGUGGUAUUUUGUAAACAAUUUUGUGUUUUAGUUGAUUCGCACACAUACAAUUAAUUGAUUAUAAAUGUAAUAAAAUGGUCUCAGCAAAUCCA
Eupeodes corollae is the source of this 1529-nucleotide messenger RNA. It is a transcript of the gene Phm, whose product is annotated as peptidylglycine alpha-hydroxylating monooxygenase. The transcript is spliced from 8 exons. Gene Ontology annotation, cellular component: membrane; extracellular region. Gene Ontology annotation, biological process: peptide metabolic process. The record is from RefSeq and is a predicted model, not a curated record. NCBI's taxonomy places the organism in Eukaryota, Metazoa, Arthropoda, Insecta, Diptera, Syrphidae. Gene Ontology annotation, molecular function: oxidoreductase activity, acting on paired donors, with incorporation or reduction of molecular oxygen, reduced ascorbate as one donor, and incorporation of one atom of oxygen; copper ion binding. The coding region runs from base 26 to 1135 and encodes 369 amino acids.